AUGCUGUCAAGUAUUUUACCCAAUACACAUGGGCAGCUCCCCGUAAGUCUGCCUUUGCAGCAGAUGGUUUUCCAGCCAUAUCAAACCCAGCAGUUGCGGCAUCAGCUUGUGAACCAGAAGGUUCAACAACCAAUUUUGCAACCCUCGUUAUUGCAACCAAACACCACCCGAUACAGUAAUGAAAAACAGAAACAGCACAUGCUGCCAGCUCAGCAUCAAUCGACUCAGCAGCCGAUUCUCACAACCAUGGAGGACCAAUGGCAAAUGGGCCAGCUACAAAAUCCAUCAACAUUCCAGCUCAAACCAGAACAUGGACUACAAAAAAAUGUUCUAGAGAAGCAGCAGCAACCGCCACUGUUUAAGCACAACAUGCCAACCUCAUUCCAACAGCCAUUGGGUCUGCAAAUUAAUGCUCGUGAAUUGCAGCAGCAACAGCAAAUGAAUGGACCACAAGCACUUGUGCUGAAUAUGCAGACACAUCAAAAUCCAUUGCACAUCCUUCAACAAUCUGAAGUUACAGCAGGACAACAAAGAUUCCAGCAGAUCCCGAGGCAAAUUCAGUUGCCUCAGUUACUAGGUGCUCAAAAGCAAGGUAAUUUAUUAUCAGGUUCUGCACAGCAAAGGCUACAAACAUCUGCUACUUCGUUUCAUCCUCAGACUAUUAUGCUCAGUGAUCAUCAGAAGCCAGUAGAACAAUCACAAAGUGUGUUUCCUGCAGCCUCAUCAGCAUCAGUAGACUCUACACGUCAGACUGAACAUUCAAACUCAGCGGAUUGGCGUGAUCAAGCCUACCCACAGCUUCAGUCAAUGAGGGACAUUUACUUGCCUGAAUUGCUUAAUUUAUACAACCGAGUCAAUGAAAUGUGCCUUCAGCCACCAAAUGCAGAGGCAGCAACAAAAUACCAAAAAACUAGAAUUUUUAUAGAAAAAAUUCUGAAGUUCUUGCAGAUGCCCAGAGCUGAUAUGACUCAUUGGACCAAGGAGAAAGUUUACCACUAUAUGAAUGUGGUCACAUGGUAUCUUACUCAUGUUAGAGUCAAGAAUCCUGUUUCAGUUCAGCACCACGAACAACUACUUCAGCUACCUGGCGGUCAGUAUUCAAACCCUCAGUUGCGGCAACAAAGAGAGUUGAGACCUCAGUUCAAUUCGUCGAGUCCAAGCUUAACAGUCACACCUGUUGGUUCACCUCAGUUAUCAGCCCAGCAAUGUCUUCUGAACGCACAAGCGAACAUGAUAGACUCACUCCACAAUAGUUCUUUAACAGGCUCAGAAACAAGGAAUGCUUCAGGUCUUCAAUAUGGUUUGGAAAGAUCGCAACAAUGCAAUCUGAGUAGGCCACACCAGACAAGCCUGAUAACUUCUCCUAGUGGUUCUCAAAUUGGAUUAGAACAAAGAACUGUAAGUCCAUUGCAGCAUUGUUCGAUGACAACUGUACAUCAAAAUACUGGAAGCAUGCCAAAAAGGACAAUGGUGAAUGCAUUAGAUCCUACCAUGAAUUCCUUACCAUCAAGCUCUAUUAUAAACCCAUUCCAGCCUAACAUGCAACAACAGAAACAUAAAAUGGCACAGACGCAGAAGUUGAAGCAACCAAUACAACCGCAGUUGAUUGAGCAAAACAGACUGUCGUUGAUGCAGAAGAUGAACGAGGUUAAUGAACCAAAGGUGGGACAGGCCAUUGGUGUCGGUAACAGAAUGCUUCAAGCAGAACAGUUACUGCUUCCAUCAACUCCUAGUCAACUUCCUGCUGCUUCUCCUCAACCCUCUCACAAUUCUUCUCCACGGGUUGACCUGAAGAAUGCAUUCUUGCCAUUUUCAAAGGCUGGAACACCUUCACAAUCCACUACUUCACCAUUUAUUGUUCCUUCUCCUUCAACUCCCUUAACUUCAUCAUCUAUACUAGUGGAUUCUCAGAAAAACACUUCCAGUAUUUAUCCACUACCAAUUGCUGAAGAUACAAAACAACCUCAAGCUGUGCCAGCCAAACAGACCGCAAUCCAGAAUCAAUCUAUUGCCACUAGUACACCUGGGAUAUUGAGCUCCCCCUUGCCCACAGAUUUCACCAGUCUAGAAGGCAAUCAGCAAUCACAUGCUCAAGGACAACCAUUUAAGCGCUUACUUGAAGUGGUAAAAUCAAUAUCACACAAUGCGUUGAGUGCCUCUGUACAGGACAUUGGUGCAGUCGUCACCCUAAUUGAUAGAAGAGCUGGAACAUCACCAUUUGGUGAAUCUAGAAAUGGUGUUAGUCAAGAUUUGGCAGAAGAUAUAAGAUAUCAAUUACAAUCAGGUGAUGACUUCAGCUUGCAAUAUGCGACUGUUUCAGAAGAACGGAUGAAUCGCCACAUAAGUGUACUGGCUUUGGAUGCUUUGUCAUCACCGUUCGGUGAAAAUAAUAGCUUUGAGCACAUACGUGGUCAGGUACCUGAAAUGGAGUCCACUGCAACUUCUCAGAUCAAAAGAUUGAAGAUGGAGCCCAAUAUUGUGCUCUUACAAGAGAUUAAAGCCAUCAACAUGCAGCUAGUCGAAACUGUGUUGGAUGUGGUUUUAGAUUGCACCAAAGAUGCAGCUAAAGCUGGUGAAGGAACCAUUGUCAGGUGCUCAUACAAGGCUCUGGGCCUUAGUGAGGACUUUAAGCUGCACUGUGCUUUAUCACAAAUGUGGCAAAACUUUGUUGUACGAUUGCUUGUUCCUGCAGAUUAUCCCAAUUCAUCACCUGUAUACAUGGAUAUGUCACCAGUUGGUUGUAGGUGAGAGGUCGAGCCAUUUACAUUUCUUCUUUUAAAAUAAGUCUUCAUUGAAUCUCUAUACCAUUGGUGUUCAAUCAAACGUAUAACAUGAACGAACUUCGGCAAAGUUAUGGCUCAACUAAGCAACGAUUAUUAGCACUUGUAAUUGUUCCCUAAAUCCACCGUGAAGAUUAUAUGUUUAUGGAUGGAUGGAUGGAGCUGGUCAGCUAAAGUGGGGACUAAAUACCUUGAGGUUUU
Ilex paraguariensis (yerba mate) is the source of this 2981-nucleotide messenger RNA. NCBI's taxonomy places the organism in Eukaryota, Viridiplantae, Streptophyta, Magnoliopsida, Aquifoliales, Aquifoliaceae. The record is from the annotation of a GenBank genome assembly.